Molecule: messenger RNA, 813 nt
Organism: Penicillium antarcticum
Lineage: Eukaryota; Fungi; Ascomycota; Eurotiomycetes; Eurotiales; Aspergillaceae
Product: HpcH/HpaI aldolase family protein
Exons: 3
Coding region: 1-813 (270 amino acids)
Cellular component (GO): cytoplasm
Molecular function (GO): aldehyde-lyase activity
Source: RefSeq, a predicted model, not a curated record
AUGCAAGGAACAAACCGUGUCAAAUCCGUUCUCGACAAGGGCAGACUCGCGCUGGGCGUGUGGCAGAUGUUGCCCGGCAGCAACAUGUCGCGUACUCUAGCACGAGCUGGAUAUGAUUGGGUUCUGGUAGACUGUGAACAUGGCAACAUUGACGACGCUGCAAUGCAUGAAGCUGUCCCCGCCAUAACGUCAUAUGGAGUCAGUCCCAUUGUCCGAGUUCCGGAUUUCCAGUCGUGGAUGAUCAAACGAGCACUGGACGCAGGUGCCCAUGGAGUCCUCGCUCCCCUAGUCCGAACAGUCGAGGACGCCAAGAGCUUCGUCGAGGCAUGCCGAUUCCCACCACAGGGCAAGCGAGGCUUCGGCUCGCCAUUCCCAAUGGAGCGCUUUGGCCCAAAUGUGACUGCUACGCAAUAUCUGACCGAGGCCAAUGCCAACCUUUUGCUAGCCGUGCAAAUUGAGACCAAGGAAGCAUUCGACGAUGUUGAUGCCAUUGCCGCUGUUGACGGGCUCGACCUGUUGUUUGUGGGGCCAUUCGAUCUCGGAAAUGGUAUUGGACACCCCGUGUUGACCGGCACCUUCGCCCCUGAAUUGGAGCAGGCUAUUGAGAAGGUUCUGGCUUCGGCUCAUAAGGCUGGCAAGAAGGCUGGUAUUUACUGUGGGAGUGGAACUCAGGCGAAGAAAUAUGCUGAUCUUGGAUAUGACUUUGUCAAUGUUAUUACUGAUAUUGGGGCUUUGACUAGCUCGCUGGCGAGUGAGAUGCAGAUUGUUACUCAGAAGGCGGGUAAGACUACUUCUGGGCCUUAUGGUAACUAG